AUGGCUGGCGCGUCGGGCCCGCCCACGUUGCUGGACAAUCUCAAUGCUGCUCAACGCCUCGCAGUCCGCUCUGACAGAGAUACUGUCGCCAUCCUCGCCGGCCCGGGGAGUGGCAAGACGCACACGCUGACUUCCCGAGUCGCCUGGCUUAUUGACCAUGUCGGCUAUAAACCGGAACAUGUCAUUGUCGCGACUUUCACCGUCAAGGCGGCGAGGGAGAUGAAAGAGCGAAUCGGCAAGGCUCUCGGUAAUGGUCGAGAGAAGAGAAUCAUUCUGGGAACCUUUCACAGCAUUGCACGCCGUUACCUCGCUGCGUAUGGACAGCGGAUAGGCCUGGACCAAAAGUUUGGCAUCGCAGACGAUGCCGACUCGAGAGCCAUCAUCCAGCGUAUCAUCAAGCGCCUGCAAUUGACUCUCGAUCCGCCCAUGGCACGAGGUUGGAUCAGCAAAAGGAAAGCGAAGGGCACAGGUGAUAACGCCCAAGCGAAGCCGCAGUUCGGAGGCAACCAAUCACAACGCACCCGCGAGCUGGAGACUUGUUAUGCCGAGUAUCAAAGCCACCUGGAACGAUCCAACCUGCUCGACUAUGAUGACUUGCUCGUCAAGUGUGUUGAGCUUCUGACCAAAUUCCCCUCCUGCGUCUCUAAUAUCCAGUCUGUACUCAUCGACGAGUAUCAAGACACCAACGGCGUCCAGUACGAGUUGAUGAGACUUUUCGCCCAGAAACACCGGAGAAUCACCAUUGUUGGCGACCCUGACCAGAGUAUCUAUGGCUGGCGCUCAGCAGAGAUUAGAAAUCUUUUCAAGCUACUGCAAGAUUACCCUGGAACGGACGAGAUAUCCUUGGAGGAGAAUUACCGGUCGUCGUCUCGCAUUCUGGAUGUGUCUUUGCAGGUCAUCCAACAAGAUGAAAAACGAUACAAAAAGGUGCUGCUUCCAGUACACCAGAAGGGUACGAAGCCGGUGUUGCGUAAAUUGAGGACAUCUUCGAUCGAAGCGGAGUGGAUCGUGUCUGAAAUCCGGCGAAGCAUUUUGAUGUCAGGCAAGAUGAUCACUCACGACGACAUUGCAAUCCUCCUUCGCUCCGCUUUUCUGUCGAGGCAUAUCGAAACAGCACUCGGCAAAGCUGGUAUUCCCUAUCGGAUGGUUGGCGGCUUCAAAUUCUACGAGCGAGCUGAGAUCAAAGUAAUUCUGGACUACUUGCGAGUCAUCCAUCAGCCAAAUAACAACGACUCUCUCGCUCGAGUGAUUAACACACCCAAGCGUGGCGUGGGCGAAGCCACCAUCAAGGCGCUCUUAGAAGAGGCUGAGAAGGCCUCUAUGAGUCUUUGGGACUUACUCGUCAAGCACUGUAGGGGUGAUCGGAGGGCAAACACCAACAUUAAAAAGAAUGUGGAGAACAAACUGAGCGGCGAUUUCAUCAGGCUCAUCCUGGGUAUACAGAAGCGUGUCCAGGAAGCGACUCCCGAAAAGCCUUUUACUCUCGUUGAGAUGAUUGAGCAGCUCCUUGCUUCACUGAAGUUCGAGAAGUACCUAGAGGACACCUACGGCGAGGACCAUGAGGGCAGAUGGGCCAAUGUCAAAGAGUUCCUUGGCCUGGCCAAGGAUUUCAUGAAGGAAGCCCAAGACACCGAAGCAGAAGCGCUUCCCGAGGUCGAGGGCGUUGAUCAAGUCAAGGAAGUCGAGAUUCUCCCUCGCUUUCUCGCCAAUGUCUCGCUUUCGUCUGAUGCCCAAAAGACCGACGAGGACCAGGAGCAAAAGCCCAUGAUCACUAUCUCGACCAUUCACGCUGCGAAAGGCCUAGAAUGGCCCGUUGUCUUCGUCCCGUCCGCAUACAACGGCUCCAUCCCACAUAUGCGGUCCGAGGACAGCGACGAAGAACGGCGGCUGCUCUAUGUCGCCAUGACACGGGCAAAAGCCUUGCUCUAUCUCAGCUGCCCUCAGUAUAGCUCGCACGGGCACGGCGAGGAACUCGAACUGUCGCCUUUCCUUGAGCCCGUCCCUUUGCAUUACUUUGCCGAGAGAGGUCCUUCGUUCGACAGGCCGGUGCUCGAAGAGCUUGGUCGUAUUCUGAACAGGCAGGUGCCAUUGGAGGCUGAUAUUUACACUUCAAUGCCCAUGCUCGUCAGCACGGAAGACGAUGCGUUCCCGAUAGACCCGGAAGACACUUAUAAAGUUUCCUCCAGAGACUGGAACGGGUCGGGUGGCUCCUCUGCCGGUGUAUCCAGGCCAUCAAAAAGGCAAAAGCUGUACGGACCGGCAGGAAGCGUCGACGCCGACGAUCAACCACAGUGGAAGCGGGACUAUGCUACCACCAUGGAGGCGGCGUCCAGCUUUACCGUGCCGUCGCUGCCAGGCUUUGUCAGCGCUGGUGCACAUCACACUGCUCUUGCUGCUGCCGAGCCCGUUCCUCCAGAAGCACCUCGCCAGACGGGCCAGAAGGCUCCCGGCAAGGCCACGACGAAGCGACCUGCAAAUCAGCAGAGCAUGCUCUCAUUCGUAAAAGGCGGAUCACAACCUGUUCCACAUCCAGUCCAGGCACCUGCUCCGACUCCAGUCCAGGCACCUGCUCUCCCACGACCUGGUGUAUACCACACAGUCCCGUCAGCUGGGCGAGCAUACAUCGGUGGCCAGAAUACCAUGCCGCCCAUGAGCUACAAUCGGCCACCACCACCGACCAUUCAGCCCGAAUUCACCGGCCACAGGCUCGGCGGCGGCAGAAUGAUGAGCCGCCCGCAAUACCCACGAUCAGAACCGGUGCAGAGGAAUGCGUAUGUGCAAUUCACGAGCUCGCCGCCAACAUCGCCGAGCAAGACUGGUGCGGUUGUAGCGCAGGGUGAUUAUACGGGCGUAGAGAACGCGCAGAACGUGCAGGGAGUCAUGCGGCCCGCCGCCUGCCUGCACCAACCGACGACGUACUCGAUGCCGCCGGGGCUCGCAGGUUACAAGAGGCCUGGCGGGCUCUCCAGAGAAGGCAUAGCCCCGAUGGAGAGGCUGCGCAAGCCUUUCAAGCCUCUGACGAUGAAUAGACCCUCUUGA
Molecule: messenger RNA, 3039 nt
Organism: Thyridium curvatum
Lineage: Eukaryota; Fungi; Ascomycota; Sordariomycetes; Thyridiales; Thyridiaceae
Exons: 2
Coding region: 1-3039 (1012 amino acids)
Biological process (GO): recombinational repair
Cellular component (GO): nucleus
Molecular function (GO): 3'-5' DNA helicase activity; DNA binding; hydrolase activity
Source: RefSeq, a predicted model, not a curated record